Macroventuria anomochaeta is the source of this 546-nucleotide messenger RNA. RefSeq lists its product as uncharacterized. NCBI's taxonomy places the organism in Eukaryota, Fungi, Ascomycota, Dothideomycetes, Pleosporales, Didymellaceae. Bases 1 to 546 code for a protein of 181 amino acids. The record is from RefSeq and is a predicted model, not a curated record. The transcript is spliced from 2 exons.
AUGCGUACUGUCCACGAAUCCCGACAACAUCUGAACCCUUCAACAGACUCAAAGCUUGGACGUCACAGAGCAAGUAGCGAGCUGAGAAGCCUGUUCCAUGGGCAGGGUUUUGGGACCCAACUUUAUCAAAACCUUACCGUAUCAAUCACUGCAGGGCAAGGCAAUGGGUCUCCCGCAAAGGAAUUCUUUCUGCCGCUGUUCGCUAACUGCUCAGACGCAGAGAUGAGGAGGCCGGGACAUUUCUCGCCAGGGACGUUAGUUAUUUAUCCAGCUUGCUCCGAAGCUAACCAGAUAGCAGGAGUGAUCUCUGCAGAGAAUGCUGUACCAGAAAUCGCCAGCUCUUUCAUAGCCACGGGAAUCACUGACCAGCUUGGCUUCACAGGAAACGAACAAGCUUCAAAUCUCGUUAAGCUCUUCCCGCUUGCACUAGUCCGCUGUGUUGUCCUUACACAGGACGUAAUCAAAACAUUCAAUAGUAGCAGCGCUAUGAUCAUGAGCGGAAGCGGAGCGGCGGUGCCUAUUAGCAGCAUAUUCUGCGGCCAGUAA